AUGUCAAGCCGACUCUCGACGCGGCUAAGCAUCCGCUGGGUUCCAGGCGACCCGUCGGAACCGACCAACACGCUGGUCAUGAGCGUCGGAGGGUGGUACGUCGACCUGCGCAUCACCAAGGCCGACGGCUCGAUUGAAUGGGGCAUGGCAGGGGAGCGGCUCAUCCUGUCACGAGAACCAUUAACAUGCAAAUGGACCCACUGGAUCGACUCGCGAGGCUACACGGACCCCGACAUCGGGAGUUUCCACCCCGUCGAUCCAUCUACGGCCGGGACAGACCUCGACCCGGCCACCGACACGGUCGAAACAGGAAGCAUGCUCAACCCCGAAACCAAUGUCGAGACGCCCUACGAAGAGGUAUGGCGCGCCCUGACUGCAUCGUAUAGCGACCGCUUUCCCUGGGCGUGGAUCGUGCGCAGCAUGGAUAAGCGGACCUUUCUCGCGCAGGUGGGAGGCGACUUUCUCGCCCUGAGAGGCGGGCCCGACGGGCCUGUUGGGGAGGUCGGGUUCUGCGCACGCAGAGAGACAUGGGACGGUGAACAACAGCGCUGGACGGUCGUUCUUGAGGCGGGAGAACCGAAAAAUCUGCCCGCUCUGCCUGGGAUGGUUGCGGCAGGCAGUGCGGUAGGACCGGAACCGGCGUGGACAAAGAGUGCCAAGGAGGGGGAUGUAGUGGAUAUGUUUGGAGAAAAGUACGUUUUAUGUGCCCUUGAACGGGUGGGUUAG
Messenger RNA from Cladophialophora yegresii CBS 114405, 726 nucleotides. RefSeq lists its product as uncharacterized. Bases 1 to 726 code for a protein of 241 amino acids. The record is from RefSeq and is a predicted model, not a curated record. The transcript has 2 exons. NCBI's taxonomy places the organism in Eukaryota, Fungi, Ascomycota, Eurotiomycetes, Chaetothyriales, Herpotrichiellaceae.